AUGUCUCUUUCUUUCUUUUUUCUCUCUCUUUCUUUGAAAUGGAAGAUCAGAUUAGCAUCAGUCCCAAGCCAUUGCUACCAAUUCUUCCAUAAUGGCAGCCCCGGGUAAUCCUCUUACCCGGCAGGAAGUCGUUCAUCCGCUGCGGAGUUCCUCCAACUCCCCACUAUCACUGCAUGAUGUCGGCCUUUUCAAAUCGACGAUACUGCCAUCAUUUACCCUUCAUUCAGGUCUCUCCGCAACCAGCUAUGUUAUAGCGCGAGCGACCGAUCGCCUUGAGAUCAAGGACUGGCUGUGGCCGUUGGCCCCCGUCAUCAAUGCCUGGUGGAGCAGUGUCGGUCGCGCUCUCUACUACAGCGAUGUCUCUCUCAAGGUUGCUUGGGAAUCGCUCUCCUGGUCUGAGAAGUUGCUCCUUGGAGGUGUCACCACCUGGGGGCUGAGACUGUUCUACCGCAUCGCAUCGCGGAGCAUCGCCCGCGGCAAAGAUGACCCUCGCUAUGAACAGGACAAGAAACAGCCCGGUUUCUGGAACAAGGCCUUCUUCACCCAAUUCCUGCCGGAAAUACUCUUCCAGACCGCCAUAACCCUCCCAUUCACUGUUCCGUUCCGCGUUCUGGACCGCCCCGUUUCUCUGGAUGCGGACGUUCUGAAUGUACUGCGUGGAAUCGCCGUUGGUCUCUUCAGUGCGGGCUUGGCUCUGGAGACAUUGGCCGACUCGCAGGUCUCUUCCUACCGGAAGGUGCAUGAUGGCCUGUGCCGUGAUGGUGUUUGGAGCAUCGUGAGACAUCCCAACUACCUUGGUGAUACUCUCGUUCACCUUUCUUUCCCACUGCUUUGCGCCAGUGGGCCAUUCCACCCCAUCACUGUCGUGGGACCGCUGGCAAACUACGUCUUCCUCCGUUACAUGGGCGGCGACAAGGGCACCGAAGAAUACCAGGAAAAGCGCUACAAGACCGAGGACGCACCCAAGUACGUCGAGCUUCAGGAGUACCGCCGCGAGAAGAACAGCUUCUGGCCUUCGUUCUCCGAGCUGAAGAAUCCAUGGACCUGGAAGAUCGUGGGCUUCGGUCUUGCUGGUGUCGCUGCCGAGGAGAUUGCCCGCGCAUUGUACACCCCAUAAAUCAAGGUACAUACAUACUUCAUGCUAUUUGAAAUAAGGGAUAUAUGUUAUUUUCGUGUAUUGUAUGUAUAUACAGUACAAC
Paecilomyces variotii is the source of this 1199-nucleotide messenger RNA. RefSeq names its product DUF1295 domain protein. Gene Ontology annotation, cellular component: membrane. The transcript is spliced from 2 exons. The coding region runs from base 92 to 1117 and encodes 341 amino acids. Lineage: Eukaryota; Fungi; Ascomycota; Eurotiomycetes; Eurotiales; Thermoascaceae. The record is from RefSeq and is a predicted model, not a curated record.